Molecule: messenger RNA, 1269 nt
Organism: Alternaria incomplexa
Lineage: Eukaryota; Fungi; Ascomycota; Dothideomycetes; Pleosporales; Pleosporaceae
Exons: 2
Coding region: 1-1269 (422 amino acids)
Biological process (GO): glycolipid biosynthetic process
Cellular component (GO): mitochondrion; plasma membrane; lipid droplet
Source: RefSeq, a predicted model, not a curated record
AUGGCUCAAGAAUCGCGACAAUAUGAGCUGAUCUUGCUGGGAGCAACCGGAUAUACCGGAAAACUCGUUGCGGAAUGGGUGACUACCCAUCUGCCGGAUGAUCUCAAGUGGGCUGUUGCUGGACGCAAUGCGAAGAAACUGCAAGCUGUAGUCGACGAAUUGACGAAGCUAAAGCCAGAUCGCAAGCAGCCAGCUAUCGAGACAUGCGAGCUUGAGCGCCAACAGCUAGAAACGCUUGUUAAGAAGACAAAGCUCAUCAUCACGACGGUGGGCCCCUUCAUGCACUAUGGCGAGCCUGUCCUUGCCGCCUGUGUGAACAACGGCACACACUAUCUAGACUCCACUGGUGAGGUGCCAUGGAUCUACGACAUGGUUGCCAAAUACGAUGAGCUUGCGAAGAAGAACAAGACCAUCGUCAUCCCCGAAUGUGGUCUCGACUCUGUUCCUGCAGACAUCAUGGCGUACGUCCUCGCACGCGAGGUGCGCAAGCGCUACGACGCACCCUGCGAGCGCGCCAUCAUGACACUCUACGACUUCAAAUCUGGAAUCAGUGGUGGAACAUCCCUUACUAUGCUGGAACUCUUCAAGAAAUACUCACUCAGUCAUCUCGGAAAGUCGAUGCACCCAUACUCGCUGUCGCCGGUUAGCGCAGACAACGUCGUCGCAGCACCGUCGGGACGCUUUCCAUACAGUCUUUUCGGUCUACAAAGUAUUCCUGAGCUUGGAGGCAUCCAGACAACUGGACUCAUGGCAAGCGUCGAUGUAUGCAUUGCACAUCGCUCGUGGGGUCUGUACCAGUCUUCGGGUGAUGACACCCUGCAAUAUGGUCCCAAAUUCCGGUUCAACGAGUACGCGCGUGCUCCCAGCUUCUUUGUUGGGCUAGCACAGAAGGUCGUUCUUACUUCAGUCGCCGUUCUGCUUGCCAUACCAGUAACACGCUGGUUGUUGGAACCCGUCUUCAAGAUGGUCAUCCCAAGCCCAGGCCAAGGACCGUCGAAAGAGAGCAUGAAGGAUGACUUCAUGCACUACCGUGGUGUUGGCACCACUGGGGACGGAAAGAAGGUGAUUGCUAACCUCGAGGUCGCACAUGGUGGGUAUGUUGCCACAGCGAUGACACUCAGUGCCGCCGCCUUAGUCGUUCUCCGAGGCAGGCUAGAGGACAGCGAGGCGGGUAAGCUAGGAGGUGGCAUUCUUACACCCGCAACACUGGGAGAUGAGUACGUGAAGACACUGAAUGACUUUGGCAUGAAGAUCAGAGUGGACAAGUAA